ACUUACUAUAUAUGCUGUAUCUCCUUCUCAAUAAAUAUCUCAAUUCGAUAACUCUCUUCCUCUGGACUCAACCCUCCACUAGCACAGCCUUCAUCCAGCUGAUCACCAAAGGGAAUUCUCUAAAAUGAGACUCAAUCAUCUUUUGGUGCCUGUGUGCUUACUAAUUACGACAUGCUCUUUAGUUCCUGCUUCCUCUGAUGAUUUAGUGAGAAUUGGUUUGAAGAAGCAACCCUUGGAUCUUCAUGGCCUUAAGGCUGCUAGGAUGUCAAGAAUGCAAGGAAAAAAUGGGAAGAGUUUGAACGCCUUGCGUCCUCAUGCCUCGGAUGUAGACAUAAUCUCUCUAAAGAACUACAUGGAUGCUCAGUAUUAUGGAGAGAUUGGCAUUGGUUCUCCCCCGCAGAAAUUCACAGUCAUAUUUGAUACUGGCAGUUCCAAUCUCUGGGUUCCCUCAUCAAAAUGCAUAUUGUCUAUCGCUUGCUUAUUCCAUCACAAGUACAAGCAUACAAAGUCCAAAUCAUACGAGGAAAAUGGGAAUUCUUGCACAAUACACUACGGGUCUGGAUCAGUUUCUGGCAUCCUUAGUCAAGAUAAUGUUAAAGUUGGCGAUCUUGUGGUUGAAAAGCAAAUUUUCAUGGAGGCUACUAAAGAAGGGAGUCUUACAUUCAUAUUGGCACAUUUUGACGGGAUACUUGGGCUUGGGUUCCAGGAAAUUUCAGUUGGGGAUGUAGUGCCAGUCUGGUACAAUAUGUUGGAACAAGGUCUUGUAACGGAAAAAGUCUUCUCUUUCUGGCUAAAUCGAAACACGGAUGCAAAAGACGGUGGUGAGCUUGUUUUUGGUGGAGUGGAUCCAAACCACUUCAAGGGGAAGCAUACUUAUGUUCCCAUCACUCAAAAGGGUUACUGGCAGUUUGAAAUGGAUGACUUUAUGAUUGGAAACCAUUCAACAGGUUAUUGCAAGGGUGGAUGUGCUGCUAUUGUGGACUCUGGAACAUCCUUGCUUGCUGGCCCAACAGGUGUUAUCACUCAAGUGAACCGUGCAAUUGGAGCAGAAGGUGUAGUGAGCAUUGAAUGUAAGCAAGUAAUUUCCGAUUAUGGAGAGCAGAUCUGGGAUCUCUUAGUUGCAGGGGUACAACCUGACAAAGUUUGUUUACAGAUUAGUUUAUGUGCUCCCAAGGGGGAUCGGUCUGCCAGUGCUAAUAUCAAGCAAGUAGUCGAAGAAAACAAGGAGCAUAUUUCUGUGGGGGAUGAUCUUGUUUGCACUGCUUGUGAGAUGCUCGUGUAUUGGGUCCAGAACCAGCUGAAAGAAAAGGAUACCAAGGAUCAGGUGUUUGAUUAUGUAAAUCAGCUUUGUGAGAGCCUGCCAAGUCCAAUGGGAGAAUCAGCAAUCGACUGCAACACCUUGUCGAAGAUGCCAAAUGUUACAUUCACCAUUGGAAGUAAAAAUUUCACCCUCACUCCUGAACAGUAUGUUCUAAAAACUGGGGAGGGACCUGCUACUCUCUGCGUCAGUGGGUUUAUUGCUUUGGAUGUGCCUCCACCUCGUGGUCCUCUGUGGAUUCUUGGAGAUGUCUUCAUGGGGGUGUAUCAUACUGUGUUUGACUAUGGCAACGUACAACUGGGCUUUGCCGAAGCUGCUUGAUAGACACAAUGCAUCUUUUAUCCUCUCAAGUAUCGUCCUGAAAUCAUCAUCAGUCACUUCUGAGAAAUUUAGAAAUGUUGUAAAAUAGUAAUGAACAUAAAAAUAAUACAUGAAUUGGGUGAUGUGGUGAUUUUCUAUGUAAUAAUAUGUUGCUUAAAGAUGAAUGCUGUUUGAUUAAUUGCCAAUGUACUUAGCAGAACAUUUCCAUUUUCUUCAUAUAUAUUAUACACUUGAGUAA
This is a messenger RNA of Rhododendron vialii, 1877 nucleotides long. Its product is annotated as cyprosin-like. The coding region runs from base 125 to 1639 and encodes 504 amino acids. The record is from RefSeq and is a predicted model, not a curated record. The transcript has 14 exons. Gene Ontology annotation, molecular function: aspartic-type endopeptidase activity. Gene Ontology annotation, biological process: proteolysis; lipid metabolic process. NCBI's taxonomy places the organism in Eukaryota, Viridiplantae, Streptophyta, Magnoliopsida, Ericales, Ericaceae.